AUGCUUCAUCGAACCGCUCUUCGCCUCGCUCUCUGUCUUCUUUUCUUUGUUUCGGUCUCUGCGGAAGGUGACGAGACAACACCACCGGCGGAAGACGUCAAAAAGCCAGAACCGCCAGAAGACAAAUUUGAUGCCGAGGGACACACAGAUUGGGGAAGCUACUAUGAUCCGCAAAACAUCUUCUGUGGAAAGUUCGAUUGUUAUAAGAUUCUGGGUUUCGAUUACGGAGAAUGGGCAACCGAUCGCCGUCCUUCCACAAAACAAAUUACAAAGAGAUACCGUGCCCUUUCGAGAGCCUGGCACCCGGAUAAGUCCAAGCAUAAGGAUGCCAAAGAGCGAUUUGUGAAAAUUGCACGCGCCUAUGAAGUGCUGACCGACUUUGAACAACGCAAGGAAUAUGAUCUCAUGAGAUUCAACCAAGAAGCCUACUUCAACAAGUAUGGAUCUGGUGUCAUUUUCGCAUACGCUCCAAAGUCCGAUGUUACGAUCAUUGUCAUCUUUUUGUUGGGUCUCGUGAAUUUGUACACAUGGUUCGCCCAAAAGAAUAGAUGGCAAAAUGUCGCCAAUCGUCUCAUCAAAGCCGCUGUGGAAGACUGGAGUCCUAGCAUGGGGGGGACUCCCGAGUCUAAGGGACUCAGAGUGGAUGCUCUUGCUAUUUUGAAAGAAAAGGAAGACACCGCCAAUAAUGCCACAGCAGAAACAGAGAAAAAGGGAGGAAAAGCCAAAAAGAUCAAGAUCAGUGCAAAGGAAAAGAAGCUCAUGGAACAAGAAGCACUUCGUCCCAUUAUUACAGAGAUGGUCGAGAACAUUGAAGAUUUUGGUGCAGGAUUCCACAAGCCAACAUGGGAAGACUUGUUCAUUGUCAGCUUGGCCAAGUUCCCAGCCAAAUUUGCCAGCGGUCUCCACUGGCAAGCUAAGUACUGGUACCGAAGACUCAUGAAGGAAGAAUUGAACGAGGAAGAACGUGCCGUCCUGACGGAACGCGCUGUGGGUCAUGUCCACUGGGAGCUGGCGUCUGACGAAGAUCGAAAAGCAAUGAUCAAACUUGAACUGUGGGUCAAGGAUAACUUUAUUGAGUGGACGGAAGAACAAGAGUUCAAGAAGCUCAGCAAAGCCGAACAGAAAAUGUACAAGAAAAUGAAACGGGGCGGAUCUAAGGACCACCUAGACUAA
Cylindrotheca closterium is the source of this 1173-nucleotide messenger RNA. NCBI's taxonomy places the organism in Eukaryota, Bacillariophyta, Bacillariophyceae, Bacillariales, Bacillariaceae. The record is from the annotation of a GenBank genome assembly.